Molecule: messenger RNA, 12029 nt
Organism: Pocillopora meandrina
Lineage: Eukaryota; Metazoa; Cnidaria; Anthozoa; Scleractinia; Pocilloporidae
Source: the annotation of a GenBank genome assembly
CCAGUCCCCGAGUCCCAGUCCCCGUCCUCCCUUUUUGUCAGCCAUUACAACCAUGUGGCUCUGACUCUAUUGACUCGUCUCCUUUUAAUUACAAGCCUUAAAAACACGGCGCAUGUAUCCGAACAAUGGAAAGCGUGAGCUUUUUCGAAGGGCCCGAGAAACUAAUAGAAGUUUGGUGGACACCGAUUUUGGAAGCUGACAAUAGCUGCGGAUUUUCUGGAAAUUUAAGAACUAUAUCAAGGUAAAGGAAACAACAAUAGAACAACGUGAUUCAAUAUCUGGAACUAAAAGUCGACGACUUUGAUUCACUAAUCUACUAUUCCAAAAGUUUUUGUUGAGAAAAAUAUGUAGAUUUUAUUCGUAACCCAACUUAAAGAGUUUCAACUAGGGUUUUUCGUGUUCACUCUUAGUAAUAUUUUUAGUGAUUUUGAAUGUCUGAUUUGCUAUUAAGUGAUUUUUAGUAGAAAGGCUGUAAGCCAUCCAAUACCCUUGGGGCUAACCUGACAAUACUGAGAAUGUGCAAUUAGUCUUCUUGGCUUUCAGACGUUUUGGCUAUUGAGAGAAAAUUAAUCUUAUUUUAUCUUGACACUGAGGACAUAAAAGUGUUUUAGCCCCUAGCUAGUGGGAAUAGAUAAGAUAAGCUAGAGGGUGUAAUCUUGAUACAACAUCAAAUUCUCUUAAAUUAGAAGUUUGGGAGAAUUUCUAAUAGAUUUUGACAGCUAGAAGAUUCACGUAGCUACAAGAGUUUACAUUAUUAUGUACUGUUAAACAACUUUGAAAUAAUUUAUAUUGUUUUGCAUUCUACUGUACUCCCAUUUUAAUGCCUUUCUAAAUUCAAUCAUGUUCAUGUUUUUGCAUGAUUUUACCAAAAAAUUACUUAACCCUGCUAGUUGUUGGUUUCAUCAGGCCUGGAUAAUUCUUGUAGUUAAUUCGUUUCAUCCAAGUCAGUUGUUGUGUUAUGUUAGUUUUUACUGGCACCUAGUCACUUUUAUUUGACUGUUUUACUGCUGGACCUGGUUACACCACAAGUUGCAAGUUCUUCUCUAUUUUAUAUAGUUUUUAUUGUAGUUCUUGCUUUUGUUAUAUUUUGUAGUUAGAUAUCUGUAUUCAUUUAUUUUCAGUCGAAUCACAUCUUCACAUGUAAAUGUGAGUCCAUUUGGUCAAUAAGUUAUACAUGUAUGUGCAUUCACUUUGUGGCAUCAAACAUGUAGAGUUAUAACUUUGUUAAUGAUUGAAUAAGAGAAAAGAUUUUUACUAACCUGUAGCUAUGAUUUUUAUCUUUUGAUAGGGAGAAAUGGUCAGAGCUUCUGUCAUUGGUAAAAUGCACUAUUCUUAGUGAAAAAAGGAAUGAUGACAUGAUUGCAUUUCUCCUCAGGUCAGGCUCUCUCUAAAGGCUUAGUAAUGUAAUACUUUCUUGCCUAAGUACCACAACUAAAUGAAAUAAAUCAUAUGUUAUAGUGUGGAUGAACAACAAGAAAAGAAAUGAUCCUAACAAGCAAGCUGCAGUUAAAGAAUUUGCAGAAAGGUAUUAUUAUUGCAGAUUGCCUGUGAGGAUGGUUUCUUUACUUUUGUUUCAUCUGAAGGUCAACAAGUGAUUUCUCUCUUUUAUUUGUGAUCAGAUUCAUGCUCAAAAUAUACCAAAUGACACUUUCACAAUGUUCUUUUCAGUGAAAGCAGCUUGUUUGUGUCCAAAGAACGUGUCAUCCUAAAGACUUGUGGCCAAACAACGCUCUUGAAGUGUAUCAAACCACUGUUAGAACUGGCCAAGAAUGAGUGUGGGUUGACUGAAGUGCAGGUAGGAACAGGCUUCUUGAACCAGCUCUUACAUAUUCAACAAAGGAACUGCUCUGAGAAAAUAUGAUUACUUUGUCAGUGGAAUAGGGAGAUUUGCUAGCCUUAUUUUAAGCACAUUGGACUCUGGGUCAAGAGAUCUGUGUUUCAAAUCCUGAUGGGAUCAUUGUGUUUUUGUCUUGGGCAACACUCUUUACUUUUGUGGUGGCUUUCCCCACUGUGACGUACAUUUGGAUACUUGUGAACUAUUCGGGAGACAUGACAAAAUGCACAGACUAGCUUCCCAUAUAUUAGUUUGGCAACUAUUACUUAACUCUAACUGUUAUAAUCAUACUAAUUAACAUGUAUUGAGCAUAUGAAUAGGAAUUACAAUAAACUGUCGGUUUGUUAGAUCUUACAGUCUGAAUGCCUUUGUAGGAUUUCUUUUACUCGCGCAUGAACUAUCAAGAACCCAAACUUCAACCUGCUCCUCAUCAAACAUUUCAACAGGAGGUCAGUAUUAUUUAAUCAAUUUUGUUUAUAACAUAGCUAGUAAAUUUGUCUAAUCAAAUUCAAUUGCGCGAGUGUGCUUCAUAUUCCUAUUGUGCACGGACAUGAUGUCAGCAAACAAAUCCCUCGAGAAAAAAAUUUUUCAUCGGGUUGAAAAUGUUAUAAAACAAUUGGUUCAUAGGUCAGCGUGCGUUCAUCGAGAUACGAAGCACUUGGGAAGUUUGGAGAGCACUCAAGAAGCUAGAGUUGCUCUCGGCUAUGCCUCGAGCAACUCUUUUGCAUUUUCGUGCUUCCCGCGUGCUUCAUAUCUUGAUGAACGCUCGCUGACGUAUGCACCAAGUGUUAAAUAAUCAUCCACUGGGAAUAAUGCAAGAGUCAGCAGCAGACCAUGUUGACUUUUCUGUGGACUUUGCAUUUCACUAUUGCAAUCAUCAGUUCACAUUCUGCCUUAAACCCUUUAUACAUCAGUGUGUAUAUUCUCCAUAUAGUUAUUUUUAUAUUGCUUUAGGGGCUGAGAAGGAGAAUUUGUUCAACAAUCAAAGGUUCUUAGGUUGGCAAGAGACUGUUUGAAAUGGCUUUAAAGAUCUUAAGAUGGCACUGCAACCAUCUAUUAAAAAGAGAGUCUAAAAUAUAUUAAAGUUCAUACGGCAACCAGGUUGACAAUCAGACAUGGUUUGAUGCGACUCUGGUUUAGAGAUUUAAUGAAUGUAACCGAAGAAGUUACAAUUCAUAGACCCAACGUUUCGACACUCCUGUCUAGUGCUUUCAUCAAGGGUGAUCUAAACGCUGCAACAAGAGGUCCUUUUAUACGCUCACUAAUUAGCUGCCUUUUUUUCUGACAAGGUGUAAAUAGGCGUCAGGAAACAAGCCGCCAUCGUCACGAUUUAAAGAGAGUCUAUUAGUAACUUUGAUUUCAUCGUCGCGAUAAAAAGAGAGUCUGUUAGUAACUUUGAUUUCAAAUGUUAAAUUGGUAACUGGUCCGGUUGCUACCAAGUACUAUCGCUACUGGUCCGAGCGCUACCAACCACAGUUCGAUCACUGCGAUUACGAACUCCAAUCGUUACCACUGGGAAUUACCAACAGAAAAUUGGAAAAAAGCCACAAAAAUUUGUAGAAAAAAAUUUAUGUGGUAGCAUUUUAGAGUAUAUCUUGAGCGAUCACUUCACGAUAGGAUCGAUCAAGACGAAGAUUCAUUCGUGACGAAACACCGUGCUCACUAGCUUCCAUACCAAGUUUCUACCAACUUGACUCUAAUGAAUUUACUUCUUACUUCUUCACAUAAACUUCAAAAACUAAACGAAUAAACUAAAGAAUCGAACUCGACCCUGAUUUACCUAAUAGGCCGGAGUCCGUUCGCUACCAAUGGUUUUUUAGUGCCUCAACAUUAUGAAGAAGACUAUCCCAUUUCAUGUAUCAAAUUCGUAGGUCAUUGGUUUUAUUGAUGUGUUAGCUCUUAACCGCCAUGACUGUGAAUAUAUGAAAUACCAUAUAUCGACAUAAAUGUGAACUGCGGUUAAAGAUGUGAAUAUGAAAGCGAUCUUCGCAAUAAUGCAAAACUUUAUUGGUAGCCAAGGGUAAAUCGCGGUCGAGUUUUUCGUUUAGAUGUUGACGUUUAUAUGAGACAACUGUUUCUAAUUUAUUUCAGGUUACGGUACUUAAUCAUUUCGUUUUCGAUUUUUGUGAAAGGAAUGUACUUUAAAUGAAGAAAACGUGAACAAACGACUUGUCAUGGAGGUUUUUGAUUUCACGAAAUCGAUAUGGCGUCGCGCGUCGAUCGAUUUCUAAAUGUAAGAUAUUCUGAUCUUUGGCAAGUUAGAAAUGAUAAAGCUAAGCGACAACUCCUAAAAGAACAUUUUUUUACACUAAUUUGGCAAUAUAUAGGUAAUAAAAUUGUAUAUUACAACCAACUUUUCCAAGACUAAAAUUUUAUUGGUAUAGCAAACGGACUCUGGCCAAGGUAAGUACUGAAACAUGGAAAGGCCUGAAACCACCUAAAACCACCGGAUCAUGUGUAUUAUAGGUGGCCUCGGUCGACAUAUAGGCCGACAAUCGACCGAUAUAUCGGUCGACUAUCGGUCGACUAUCGGUCGGCAAUCGACCGACUAUCGGUCGAUAGUCAACCGAUAGUCGACCGACAGUCGACCGACAGUCGACCGAUAGUCGAACGAUAGUCGACCGAUAGUCGACCGAUAGUUGACCGAUAGUCGACCGAUAGUUGACCGAUAGUCGACCGAUAGUCGACCGAUAUAUCGACCGACUGUCGGCCGAUGCAUCAGCCGAUAUGUGCACAUUUAUCGGUCGACUGUCGGCCGAUAUAUCGGUCCACUGUCGGCCGAUCUAUCGGUCGACUAUCGGCUGACUAUAGGUCGACUGUCGACCGAUAGUCGACCUAUAGUCAGUCGAUAGUCGACCGAUGUAUCGGCCGAUAUGUCGACCGAGGCCACCUAUAGUACACAUGAUCCAAACCACCUAUAAUCAUCUACAACCAUCUCAAAAACAUCUACAGCCACUUGCAAAAUAUCUAAAACCACCUAAAACAAGGCAUAAAUGUCUAAAAUAAGGCGAGACGACAACAUGUCACGUACACGAAAUACGAGAAUCGUACAAAACCUCCACCUCCCCCUGAAAUCUUACUCUCCCUGGUCCCAUGUAUAAUCAACCAUCUCACGAAAUGAAACGGGAGAGUAUGCCAAUUAUAUUUUUUAUUACCUCCGUAGUAAAAGACUUAAAGAACUUUACGAAAUGAACUAACAAGUUACAGAAAAGCGAUAAACAGGGAAUAAUACAUGGGCGCGCGUCGAUAUGGAAGUUUUUGUAAUGAUGAUUCAACGCAUUUUUCCGUCUUAAGAGUCAGCGCUCACGCACUCGACAACUGUUAUUCGAGGAUUGUCGAUUCAUUUAUUUUCAUUCAUUCGAGGUUGGCUUUUCUUCCCAGAAAAGGGCUAUUGUGUCUAUAUGAUAAACGAGUAAUAUAUGGUUGCGUGUAGAUAUGGAAUCUCUUCUCGUGUUCAACUCGACAUCUCACUCGCUCGCUGCGCUCACUCGUGAGCUAUCGAGUUAAACACUCGAAGAGAAAUUCGAGUAAUGAAGAAAACGUGAGCAAACUACUUGUUAUGGAGGUUGUCGAUUUCAUCUUUGGAUCUUUAAGAAACAAGAAAGAGUUUCCCAAGCUUACGAAAUGUUCGUGAGUAAGAAACGAGUAUAUACCAAGCGAAAAACGCUUCAUUUUUUUGUCAGAAACGGAGAACGCUUCCCUUUGUUGUUAGAAACGAACAACAUUUAAGAAUCUUCACUCAAACACAUUUCAAUUCCGAGCAUACGAUCGAUUUCUGUGUAGUCAAAGUCUUCAUGGUCUUAGAAACCCAGAAUAAGUUUCCCAAGCUUACGACACGUCCGUGAGUAAGAAACGAUUACAUACCAAACGAACAACGCUGCAUUUUGUUAUCGGAAACGAACGUUUCCCUUUGUUGUUAGGAACGAACAACGCAUUUAAGAAUCUUCAUGGUGUUGUUGGAAACAAAGAGCGCUUUAGUGAUAAAAAAUUUCUCAACGUUAUUGCCUAUUUACAGUCUGAAAUUCUGAUCUUUUUAGUAUUUGUUUCUUUGGGCGAAUUGACUUUUUUUUUGGGGUUACAUUACCAAAAUUUCGGGCAACAUGACUUCGGGCGAGAUGACUCUCGGGCGACUUGACCGGUUACCAGUGAUUGCUCAAGUUAUACUUUACAAUGCUGCAGAAAAUUUCAUCCACAAAUUUUUGUGGCUUUUUAAUAAGUUUCAUUUAUGUUUUCUCUUCAUAAUUAUUCCCAGUGGUUGCAAUCAGAGUUCGUUAUGGCCGCGAUUGGACUGUGGUUGGUAGUGAUCAGACUGGUAGCGAAAGUACUUAGUAGGGACUGGGCCAUAAUUCAUUCAAUGUACAGAAAGCGUUGAAAACAAAAUUGUUUUCUUAAUUUUUAGUGGUUAUAUUUGCAGUAAUUAGUUAAGCUGAUGUUUUUAUCAAGUUUUUAGUUCUUUACAAUUCUUAUUACCUGCCUGGUUUUCCACCUUUGCUUUUUUUGGGAAAGAAAACUUAAAGAAAAAGAAUAGUAAAACUAAUUGAACUCACUUGCACCGUUAAAUUCUUGCAGUUCUGGGCUAAUAUACAUGCAAUUUCAUUUUCUAAUUGAAAGAAUAGAGAGCAGAAACAUUCAGCUUUAUACUUCAUUUGAUGACUAACUUUUUAAAAAUCUUUUCCUCAUUAAUUUUGUUAGGUUGAGUGGCUGGAUCAGAUGUUUUCUGGUAAUAGACCCUGAAAAUCAUUAUUUCAAAUAACCUCUAUUAAUCUUAUUAAAAAAAGAAAUUGAUUUAAAGUAAUUCAGUUAACCCUUUGACUCCCAAGAUCUCAUUAAUAAUAAUUCUCCUUAGUGUCUACCAUACACUUCUUGUGAUUUUAGUUUGGAGAAUUUGGUAUUGGAUCCACUAAUAAUCCCCAAGUUAAUAUUUUUUUAUUCUCAUCACUUGUCUGCUUGAUACUGUAAGGAGAAAUUCUUUCUUGGUCACUCAUGGGAGUUAAAGGGUUAAAAACAACUCUAAAUGAAACUGUCUAUUUUAAAACCCCUAUCUACCAAUUUUUGAGAUUGCUUUCAUUUUAGUGUGAUGUUUUUCAUACAAGUAAGAAUUAUGAACUGUUUUAUCUUUGAGAGUGUAUAUAGUCCUGGAAUCGAAGGCAAUUUUGCUUGCAGUUUUCAUUUUGUUCAAUUAUUACUAUUCUGACUCUCUAUGUAUAGUUUUGAGAUCAGAUGCCAAAGCAAUGAAACCAGGGCCACAAGUACUACAGCUCACUUUGUUUUAAUAGAAACUUUAAUUUUGUGUUAUUUUAUUCAUGUUGUGUUAAUGAUUUUCUAAUUUUAGAUGGUGCAGGAUACGCUCUUGGACGAUGGAAUGGUCCUGACACAUGGUAAGUAAGUGCUGUGGUAAUAAUUUACCAAUUCAACAAGUUCUUUUGUGUAGAGCUAUAAAAAAUAAUGUCUGUUUGUCCAAGUAAAGCAGGUUUUCAUUCUGAAAUAGGAUAGGAGACAUUGGAAAUCCUAAAUGUCAUGCAUCACAAUUUCUCUCCCAGGCAAGGAAAAUCAUGGUGCUCUAGGGAGGCCAUGAGAGGGGGGGGGGGGGAGGGAGGGGGUGGAGGGAGAAUCUGAAAGCAAAGUUCUAAUGUUUCUUAUGAGUGGUUUCUCUUAAAAUGAUUCGAAACAAAGUAAGUCCUGAGGUCAGUGACAAAUUACAGACAAUGGUCAAGAGUUCUUUAAACUUGAAAAUGUACUGACAGUUGUUUCCCAUUCAUUUGCCUUGCAAUGCAAAUACUAAUUGACCUAUGUCCCUUUCACUUAUCACAUCCACUGUAUUUGACAUAAUACCUUGAUCAAUUUGUCUUCUUUCCCAGGUAUUUAUACACCCUGCACAACAUCCUUCCUGGUGUGACCCAGCCAGACCAAACACUGGAGAUAUCUUUAAACAAAAACUACUUGCUUGAUGUCUUCUGUCUAGUUUUCUUUUUCUCCUUUUUUUUUUAUUUUUAUUAUCAUUUUGUUUCAUUAUUUUGCGUCAACUUGUCAUAAUAGAAGUCUUAAAUACCAAUUGAUAUCAGAAUAAUAAAGAAUCAUGAAUCCUUAACCUGCAAACAUUUUGAUGCUUGAUCUUGAUCGAGAGGCAAUGAACAAGUUUUACAAGUCAAGUUCUUCUAAUGCAGACAAAGUGACCAGAGUAAGGACUGAUUUUUUGUAGAAAUGCACCAGUUUUAAAGUAAUCUCUUUUCACUUACAGUAUGACACUGUUAGUAUAUGAUGUGGGUGUUCAGAGACAAAUGAGGGUUUUGACUUCCCUCCCAUUAUCCAAGAAGACAAUUCUAGUUGGGGUGGAUGAUUCAACCCCCUUAAUUUUAAUAUGCUUAUACUUUUCCUACUGCAGCUGGUUGUUUGGAUGUGUUGUAUUUUCAAGCUCCACCCUCAAGAAAUCUCCUCAAAUUCCAUAUAUUCUUUCCUAAAAUGUUGGUGGAUUACCCAUUGUGAUUGACAAGGAGUUUUACUGACCUAAAAAAAAUCUGUUCCUUUUGGUUGGGAAGAUUAUCUCAUACUCUUAAGUUUGUCUUUCAAAACCCCUUCAACCCCUUAACUCUAACACCAAGUUAUGGUUACUAAUUUACAAGGAAAUGUGUAGCAGCUUAGGAGAGAAUUGAUGUUCAGAUCUUGAGAGUUAACGGGUUAAUUUUUCCUGCCUGUUUUUUUCUAGGUCACAGGCAUAAGUGAAUUUCUCCCUGGAGCCUUAAUUGAUGCUGCUUUGUUUGAUCCUUGUGGUUAUUCUGCUAAUGGCCUCUUGGAUGUGAGUAAAUUAAAAAAUGUAUAUUGUGGCCAAUCUUGUUAAAAUUUUAAGAUACUUUGGUCUGUAUUUUGAGAAACUGCCCAUACAGUUCACAUUUCCCCUCAGGUAGAAUUUUCAUGGAAAGGCCCUGAUAUGGAAAGGUGGAUAUAGCCUUUAAACUUUAAACAUACUGAGUGUACAUUUGAAUUUACCUCACACUGAACUAGUCUUUUGUUUUUCUUCAACAGAACAGCUACUUUAGCAUUCACAUUACCCCGCAGGAGAAAUGUUCCUAUGCCAGUUUUGAAACCAAUGUUAAAGUGGUUAGUCAGUAGGCACUAAGUCAUGAUUCACACUGUUAUUUACUAGUUUAUAAGGUCAAUUCAACUAAACUUACAUCAGACAAGUCAGUUUUUGUUGGUGAGAGAUCGGUUGUAAAUCUAGCUCAUUCUCAAUGUGGUGUUGUUUUUCAUCCUCAUCAUCCUCAUCUGCUUGACACUGGAUUAAACAAUACAUGUAAUGAAAAUAUACACAUUAAUAGCACCUUAUAGAUUUUGCUUAUAGGAGGAUUAAGGUAUUAGUGAAAUUUGUAGAAGCUCGAAAGAAGAAUUGUGAAAGAACCUUGAAGGGGUAAUGAAAUGAAAAUAUCUGAUAUCUUUCUCACUGACUUCUUAUGUAAAACACAAGGUAAAGUUUUGAAGACAUAUAUUUUAACCUGAGGUCUGUAGGUUUUGUCACAUAGCGGUUUGGUAAAUUCUCGGUGAUACAGAUUUUAGCAAUGUUUUCUGUCCAAUUUAACUUAUGGCAAUGGUCAUAGGCCUCUUAACAACAGUAACAGGAAUUUAAUCAAAUUAUAACUGAAUUGGUAAAGCAUUUCAACACAGAGUUCUUCACAAUAUGAUCUCCUUCCAUUCUCUUAUAGUCAUGCUACAAGGAGCUGAUAUCCAAAGUUCUUAAAACUUUUAAGCCUGGAAGAUUCCUCAUGACUUUGUUUGCUAAUGAGGUCAGUACCACCAAAGGUUAAGCCUGUACAAAAGCCAAUUGGCCCAUACAUUGGAAGCACAUCCUGGUUUUCAUAGCAUGAAGUGACUAGGAGUGUUACUGCUCCCCCCUGGAUGGGAGGCCAGUCUAUCGCAAGUUUCACCCCCCAGUAUUUCAUCAGGCUUCCCUUACAAUUUGCUGGUACUUAUAUAUACUCCUGGGGGUAUGAGGCACUGUGAAAGUUAAUUGUUGCCCAAGAGCACAGGACAUUGACCUGAGCAGGUCAUAGACCCAGGCCAUCUUAACCCAGAGUCAAACGCAUUAACCAUUAGUCCAUGGCAUCUCCCACAGGUGCUACCAUUUUGCUGUCAUAUCUCCUGCACUCCCUAGAGCUUGAAGAUUAUUUUUGUGGUGUUAGAAUUGUCCCCUUGACAUUAACAACUGAUUUUACUCAGGGUGCGCCAUGUGGCUUUUCAUACAAGACUUUUCAAGAAGGAUCCAUACCUGGAUACAAACUGGAUGAUCUGCAGUUGUCACAAAUGAAGAUGUAUAAUCUGACCUAUGGCCAUUACAAAAGAAUCCAUGAGAAGCUUCCAUAACCUUGAUAAGCUGCAUCAACCAAGAGGCAUACAUUAUACUCAACUGAAAUGUAAAUUUACAACAGGUAGUACACCAAAGCUACUUCACAGUCUAAAGGACACAAUCCUUAUGUGAUUUUAGUGGUAAAAUUUGACAAUGUCUGGUGGUUAAUAAUGGCCUAACUCUAUUAAAUCCUGAUGACUAAUCAAUGCCUUGACUGACACUUUUUGACAUGAAAAAGGAGCUAAGGAGAAUAUUGAGCUCUACUUAAGUAUCUCAUGCACCUCUUUGCUUUCAUUAUCUUUGAGGUUGAUACUAUAAAGAUUUUACUCCUGAGUAAAUGUUUUAAAGCUGGGAGUAAGAGCAGUUUGGGGCCUGAUAAACUUCUCAUCUAAAAGGCAGAAGAAAUUAAAAUACCUCAGUCUGCAGGCAAGAAAUGCCUCUUACUAACUGAGUUUGAGGUCCAUACCGCAAGUUAUGGACCAAGUUUUUUUCUGCUCAGAUUUAUGGCCCAGGCAUAUAUACAAAGUGCACAGAAAGUAAAUCCGAGCAGAUAAUAACAGGGUUAUGUAACUUGGAGUACACACUGAGAAAAGGAGUUUAAGAAGGCAGUUACUACAUCUUUGAGCUCAAAUAGAGGGGGAAGAUUACAGUUUAAACAAACCUUUGAAUUUAGUGGGCACUACAGUGAAAUAUUGCCCAUUUAAUUUACCAAUUAUAAAAAACAUACAAAUUUAGACUUCGACUCGACUUCCUCUCAGGAAACAUUGGGACUCUUGGGAAAACAAAACUAACUGUUUCCCCUCAGGACCAUACAUUAAGUGCAUAAUGUACUACAGAGUUCAAACUAUAUUUAUCAUACUUUUCUUUUACCUGGUAUAUUAUGAGUUUAACUAUUCUGAUAUUUAUUUGCCAAAGAUUAUCUUUCAUUGCUUAGUGUUGGCCAAGACUCUGAUAACUACUACUUAAAUUAAUAUGUAUUUUUGCUCUUGGUGUAUUGGAAGCAUACAGAACAACCUGUAAUGCUUCCAACUUAGUGUAAAGAAUUAAUGGGUUCCUUCAUAAGAGAUUGUAAUGGCCUGUUUAUAUUUGCAACUCAACAACAAAAACAACUGGUCAUUUAUAUUUUUAUUCAUUUAAAAAUUAGGUUUUCAAAUUGAAUAUGAUGUUAUCAAAUACCUGCCAUUAAGUCUAUUAUGUAACUACAAUCAUAACAUAAAAUAAAUGAGAAGUAACUACCAGUAACUUACAUUCUUAACAUUAUGACUGUCAGUAAAACUUAUCUAUUAAACAUGUUGCUUAUGCAGUCAUUAAACUUGACAUUAGUUUCCAUGUAAUGUUGCUUUCUAAUAUUUAGAGACUUGCUAUUUACAUAUGAUUGGUGCAUUUUGAAAAUGUUGCUAUUCAUUUUGUAGUUGAGCUAACUAUGGCUAAUUCUCACUAAUGCCUUGGAGAAAGCACAAAUAUUAAUUCUGACUAGAAGAAAAAGCUGAAAGUAAUGUAUCUUCUUACUUCCAGACAGAACCAGACAGAACUAAUUAAUUUUCAAUGUUCCUCUUUUUAAAGUCAGAUUCAACUGGGGGGUUUGGUAAGCAGGCUUAAGUGGAGGGGAGAACUGAACCCUACCUUUACUUCUAUUAACUAUUUUCUUCCUCAAAAGAAUGCUGUUAUCCUAGUAGACUGUGACCUACAUCAUAAAUUGUAGAGUGCAAUAAUAAAUAAAAGCUCAACUGCACUCUUAGAUAACACAAUUAAAAUCCAGUGAAACCCUGUGUGUAAGAGAGGUAUCUCAAAGAAUGUCUGUGGCUGAUUUAUAGGUAAGACUGUGGCCUAGAUCCUCUCAUACAUUGGCCUUGCCUGCCC